AUGUCGUCGCGUCGCACUCGAGCCCAUCCCAGCCCCAGUGGGUUCCGUCAACUCGAGGAUCAGCCUCGCAAGAGGACUACUCGUGCCAGGACACAGAAGACCAUCAAGACCAUCGCCGAUUCUGCUCAAGCUGCCGUCGAUGCUCCUGCCGCGUCUGCCUCUGCCUCUGCUUCUGCUCGUCCCCUCUCCCCUCCCACUGGUACUUCGCGAUCGCAAUCAGAGAACGAACAUGACGUCGAGUCUGACCCUCAGGCUGUGCCCGAGUCUCGAUCGACCUCACCUCCCUCCCCCAUCCACGCCCAACCUUCCACCUCGCGCACCCGUACCAUCUCGCCACCCUCCUUCAAACCCUUCACCCUCAACAACUUAAACAAAGUCGCUAAGCGCACAUCACCAAUUGGUGCCGCUCGGAGCCGCAACCAGUUGAAUAAUAAGAAUGCUUCCACUACCUCGCCAGGCCGGAAGCCAACUUCGACCAAAGCUCCAGUGCACAGUGUACUGGGUAAGCACAGUCGAGUUGAAGCGUCAUCAUCUACCCACCAAAGUGUUGAUGACUUUGAUAUUGAGGAGUUGUCUCGUCCUGCUAAGCGGACUCGAAAUGAUAUGAACAUUGAACCAGACUACCAUUAUCGAUCGGAUUCGUCGGUUGAUAUGGAUGCACUUGAAGACGUAACCGGAAACCCGAUCUCGGAUCGCGAACAUCAGAAGAAGAUGAAGGAGAUCCGUGCCAUGGAGCACCGAAGGGAACUUCUUCGAGAAAAAAAGCGUAUGGCUAAAGAAGAAAAAGCUUCUUAUCUUAUUAUCCCAGAAAAUUCAACUGAGAAGAGACUCGAGCUAAAGAGAAAUGACAUUAUAGACGCGACGCGCUGUCUAGCCAAAUGGGCAGAGCGCGACCCCUCCAACCCAGUACCAAAUGCGCAGCAGUUGGAGGCACUUCUAGAGGCAUUCAAGACCCAGGAGUUGGCAAAGGCUGCCGCAACUCAGGCUACUGGUGAGGUUCCAACCACCGCAGGAGUUGUCCACGAGGAUACUUCCACACACCAUCGCGACGGGGCUGAACAGCCAGACCAACCAUCUGCUCCUAUGGAUGCUGAGGCGGACAUCAGCGAGACAGAAACCGAGAUCGAGGAACCUGAAUUCCCAGGCCCGCCCAAGACUCCGGAGCCGAAAGAAUCUCGUCUCUGGAGCACUGUGUCAAGAGUAAAGGACAUAGUCACUACCCCUUUCAAUUUCACCUUCAUGGGUCGUCGAGGCGAAAGUACCAUCGACGCAACCCCGAUCGCUAAUCACCCUUCAGAAAGCCCCACCAAGUUGGCAUAUGAUCAGCUACCUGCAAUUCCUGAAUCUCUUACUCGUACCCCGGCACGAAUUCGCAGACGCCGUGCUCCGGUUACUGAUAAGCCGGCAGAAAAAAUGCAAUUUACCUCUGGCGUAAGGGUUCGCGACAUUACUAGUCAACGUGCCCCAGCUGCGACACCCACCCAUCGAAAUCCGUGGGCCCCACGAGCUCAGACAGAGCGCAAGAAACGACCUUAUCGCGCAUAUCUGGACAAGAAGCCUCCAACUGUUACCCCGGUUCAUCUUGCUGGUGUGAUCACCCAGGAGAGAAUCAAGGAGAUUCAGGAUCGACAGGAUCGGGAAGCUGAGGAUCGCCUCGCAAAGGCUCGGCAGGAGUCUAGACGAGCACGUGUCGAAGAUGAAGAAGUCUCUCUUGCUAGAGAGCAUAUCAUUAACAAUGAAACCCUUUCACAGGCAGGGCAGGAGACCGGGAAGAAGCGAAAGCGCAGAUCUGUUCGCACCCCCCCAGAAAACGCUCCUGGAGUGUUUACUGUUCCGUAUGAGAGUAGCUCCGAGGAAGGAGACUCUGAAAGCGAAAAUGACACGUUGAUGGAUACUGCCGGCAUUGUUCCGACACCCCUCCCCGUUCCGCAAUUGCCUCAGAUUCCCAUCUCCCCUACUCCGGUACCGAGACAUGUACGCAGAAAAAAGGCACCGGCAAAAGAAAAGCCAGUGGAACCAAAGAGAAGUUUGAAUUUAUUCAAAUGGGAUGAGAAUUCGCCAACCACAGCUGAAAUCACCCGAAUGCUUUGCCCCCCGGAGUCACCACCUACAACACUCCCAUCAGAGGAUGUGCUCCCGGUGUCACCUGAUUAUACACUCCCAUCAGAGGAGUCCAUCCCUGUGUCGAAUGAUAUUACUAUCCCAUCAGAGCAGUCACUCCCAGUGUCAAACGAUAGUACACUCCCGUCAGAGGAGCCCCUCUCUAUGUCGAACGAUAUUACAAUCCCGUCCGAGGAGGCAUUAAAUAUUGCAGUCCCAGAGGAACUGCAGCAGUUGUCAUACGACACUGCACAACAGACGACCGAGUGGCAACAGACGCCACCUGCGAAGCCGCGGCCCAGCAACGCCCAGCUUCCUCCUGCCCCCCAACCGUCGGCGUUGGCCUUGGCCAACGCCAAAAAGUACCAGCCGAAGCAUCCGAGUAAGCUGCGGAACAUGACGAAGAUGUCUCCCCUACAUGGGGAGACAUCUGGGAAGGAGAAUGCGGGUGUGGGCGAGGGUGAAGGGGCGCGGCCCUUCACCUUCGAUAAUUUUACCGCGGGGGUGGAGAAGGCGGUCGAAAGACUGCCAGAAGAUUUCUGGGUGUUCCCAGAGUGA
Messenger RNA from Venustampulla echinocandica, 2658 nucleotides. RefSeq lists its product as uncharacterized. The record is from RefSeq and is a predicted model, not a curated record. Bases 1 to 2658 code for a protein of 885 amino acids. Lineage: Eukaryota; Fungi; Ascomycota; Leotiomycetes; Helotiales; Pleuroascaceae. The transcript has 3 exons.